AUCAUUUCGUUAUUAGUUAACUUCAGCGUGCCCGCAGAGCCGCAGUGCGACGUUACUUUCGUAAACUUGUGCGAAGUUUUAACAGACUUGCGAAUGUAAUAUCCCAUUGACGAACAAAUAUUACAAAAAUGCCGACGUUGAACCUCCCGGAGUGUCCAACUCCUUUAAAGAGCAUUCAACACUUUCUGAAGGCUGCCACAGAACAUGAUCAGCGGGAUCCUGUUAUCAGUUAUUGGUGUCGCCUACACGCUUUACAAACGGGCUUAAAACUGUCGACCAAAACGUCAGAGGAAACUGGAUUUCUAUUAAAAUUGAUGGACUGGUUGGAGCAGACAAAAAAAACCCAGCAUGAGAACGAAGCGAUAACAAAUGAGGUUGCUGCUCAGGCUCAUUUGGAGAAUUAUGCACAUAAAUUGUUCAUGUAUGCAGACAGCAAUGAUCGAGCUUCAAAUUUUGGAAAAAAUGUUAUCAAGGCAUUCUAUAGCUCUGGCGUAAUAUACGACGUGUUGACGACGUUUGGUGAGCUUAGCGAGGAAGCUGCUCAAAACAGAAAGUACGCCAAGUGGAGGGCUGCGUACAUACAUAAUUGCUUGAAGAAUGGCGAGACCCCUGUCCCUGGCCCAAUGAAAGGCGAAGGCGAAGAAAACGAGGAUGCAGAUGCCGAUGCUGCUUCCGGACCACCCGGAAACAUACCUUCAACUUCUGGCUUAGAUGCUGAUGGAAAUAGUGGAGAGGCGCCUGAUCAGCCUGAACAAAGAGAAUCUGAUUCAAUCCCAGCAGCUGAUCAGGCAGGUGAACUGAAAUCUGAAACCGACGAGCCUCCUGAAUAUGAGGUUUCAGAGCCAGCUGAUGAUCCUGGGACAGAACCAGAAAAUAACUCAGCUGAGGAGAACCAGGAAAAUGAUGAUGAAGGGGGAAUCUCACAGCCUGGACCACCAUCUGGCACAGAUGCCUUCGGUUUUCCGUCCGUUCCUCAGAGUUCAGCACAUAAUUUCCCAGUACCACCCAGUAAUCCGAGUCAAGGUAAUCUGCCUUACCCAAAUUUACCUGGUUUCAAUAGCACCCCGAUGAGUCCAACUCCUUACAAUCCAACACCGGCUCCCACUCCCACCCCCACUAACGUAACGCCGAGCCAACCAUCGGCUGAAGACUACAAAAUUACACCAACUGCGGAGGGUGGAGUUUCUUUGGACAUAGAACAGAUGAACAAGGCACAAAAAUACGUUAAAUGGGCUGGAAGUGCAUUAAAUUACGACGAUGUGCCGACAGCAGUUGAGAAUCUGAGAAAAGCGUUACAGCUUUUGACUACCGGCCAGGACCCUGCUUAGUUGUCAAAACAAAUUGUUGCAUUUAUGCACAUACAUACCUAUUUGUCCACUCCGUAAACUGGCAAGAAACGCAUCACUUGACACACAUUCUUUCCACAACCUUAUUUUCAUACCUUUUAUCACAAUACUUGCUUAAUCGAGUAGGAAAAAAUCUAUAGAAUAAAUUGUUAUUCUUAACUGUGAUAAAUUUGAAUCGCUUCUUGUUCGUAUUGUGUAUUUCACUUUUUGUAACAUCAGUGACCCGUUUCAUUCCGUUAUUUCUCUAUAAAAUAUAUGGUGCCAGCCAGUGCUUGAAUAAACAUAGUGUCAAGUUAAGUUGUCCAAUAUCAGUAGUUGGCAAGCUUUGAUUACAAAUUAACACAAGCCCUUAAAACUAAUAUAUGAUAAUAAAUAAAAAAUAAACGUGAACUUCUCCGCUACUAUCCAUGGCUAACAUCGAAUACGAUUCUUUUUUCCUUUUAAUGAGUUGAGUAAAAUUUUGCUGUAAGUUUCGUUAAGUGGUGAGCACUACAUUUUUCCCAGUAUUUUGAAAAAUGCUUAUUCCGAAUCGUUAUUUCAUUGUAAAAUAUAGUCACGGACCUGCCUGCUAAAGAUAUAACGUAGGAAUGGUUAAGCUCGCAAGGAAGUAUAACCAGUACUAAAUAAUCAGAAAAUAACUAUUUGCCUAAAGAGUAGAUACGUGCGGUAAAGUUAGUGUAUUUUUCUUAUUUCACACGCACACACAUUUAUAUGCGUAAAGUAAGAUAAACUAUACAUAUAUCUCGAUCUAACAAUUUGUAAAUAAUACAGUUAAUACGUAUUCACUGGAUACCAGCUACGUUUAACAAAGAUAAACUCAUGUUAAUAAAAGAAGAUCUUAUGCAACUCGAGUACACUUUAUCAAUCCCGCAGUCGUUGAACAAGGAUACCAUAAACAUACUUGGGUACCAAUGAUGAAGAAAAGGCCAGGUUUAAUUUCGGAUUUCACAGCACUUUAUAUUUUCGAAGGACAUUAUUCGACAUCAAAUCAGACAGGUGUGUGUAUUUUUUACAUUUUUUACUUCUCUUUGUUCAUAAAAAUUCAUUAUCAUAGUAUAACUCAGUGAUUUCUCAUAUAUGUAUAUACAUAUACUUUUGUUUUCGGUCUACUGUCGUGCGGUGGAUAACUCAGAGGCAUACAUGUAUCACAUUGGGCUUUGUUAAUAAGUUCGAUUAACUCUAUUAAAA
Molecule: messenger RNA, 2534 nt
Organism: Neodiprion fabricii
Lineage: Eukaryota; Metazoa; Arthropoda; Insecta; Hymenoptera; Diprionidae
Gene: Vta1
Product: vacuolar protein sorting-associated protein VTA1 homolog
Exons: 9
Coding region: 129-1328 (399 amino acids)
Biological process (GO): late endosome to vacuole transport via multivesicular body sorting pathway
Cellular component (GO): multivesicular body
Source: RefSeq, a predicted model, not a curated record